CAUGAGUCGCGGGAGGAAAACAAGCUAAAGAAGGUGAGUAAUGUGAUAAUCACCACAAGCACCGAGCAAUUUGAAACGUCAGAAAUGGUCACUAUUAGAUAAACCAAAAUGCCAAAACCUCGAAGCUCAGACUGAGACCGAGACAAACAUGCCAACUCUCACAGUUACGGCGAGUUACGCUCACAUGGCCACCAAAUGCAGACCCUCUUUGCCUCCGGGUUUCACAUGGCCACAAUGCUCCGCUCGUUUCCCUUCCUUCCUUCCCCAAAAAAUUGAGAAAAUCAAGGACCCUUUUGCUCGAAUGCUCGCACAAAGGAUUGAGAGGCUCCCGGUCAGCUUGAAACAGGAUUGCAUCAUGAGUAGUUGUGUAAAGCCAUUGGUACAGAGCAAGACAAGUCCAGUUGUUCUUCUCCACGGUUUUGACAGCUCCUGCUUAGAAUGGAGAUACGCUUAUCCGUUGCUCGAAGAGGCUGGCCUAGAGACUUGGGCUGUUGACAUUCUUGGUUGGGGUUUCUCUGAUUUAGAACAACGUCCUUCCUGUGAUGUUCCCUCUAAGCGUCAACACUUAUAUCAGCUUUGGAAGUCCCACAUCAAAAAGCCCAUGAUUCUUGUUGGACCAAGCCUUGGCGCUGCUGUUGCUAUUGACUUUGCAGUCAACUAUCCAGAAGCUGUCGAAAAGCUGGUCUUGAUUGAUGCAAGUGUGUAUGCGGAAGGCACAGGAAACUUAGCAAGCUUGCCAAAAGUGGUGGCUUAUGCUGGAGUAUCUUUACUAAAGAGUGUCCCUCUGCGCUUAUAUGUAAAUUUAUUGGCCUUCAGUGAAAUAUCAUUCAAUACCAGCUUAGAUUGGAUGAAUAUUGGCCGCUUGCAUUGUCUUUUACCUUGGUGGGAGGAUGCAACUGUUGAUUUUAUGAGGAGUGGGGGUUAUAAAGUUGGUGAUCAGAUAGAACAGGUAAAGCAGAAGACACUAAUCAUAUGGGGCGAAGAUGACCAAAUUAUCAGCAACAAGCUUGCAGUGAGAUUACACUGCGAAAUGCCAAAUGCUAUCUUACGCCAAAUACCUGAGUGUGGUCAUAUUCCUCACGUUGAAAGGCCAAGCAGCGUUACUAAACUGAUUGUGGAUUUUUGUCAACAAGAUUGCUAUGAGAAAGCUCAAUGCAUUUCUCAACUUUGAAGAUUAUAUUACAAAGGACUAUGACCAGUUUGAUAUGAAACUCCACAAAGACCAACAAGAGUAAAACACAUAAGUACGGAAUUUUUGGUGCAAAAAAAACUGAAAAUCAUGUGGGAACAGAAUCAUGUCGGAGGGAAUAAAUUUCUUAGGUCCUAACAUACAACCAUGUUUUUAGGUUGUGGCCAAAUGGUUGGUACCUCGGUAGGUAGUUCACAAGUCUUAAUCCCUCAUUCUUUACUACAUAGUAGCCCAAUGGUCAAUUCAAUUCAUGAAAUUACAUUAUAUAUAUAUACAAAUCACAUUCCUUUAA
Humulus lupulus (European hop) is the source of this 1481-nucleotide messenger RNA. Its product is annotated as alpha/beta hydrolase domain-containing protein VTE7-like. The transcript is spliced from 11 exons. Gene Ontology annotation, molecular function: catalytic activity. The record is from RefSeq and is a predicted model, not a curated record. Lineage: Eukaryota; Viridiplantae; Streptophyta; Magnoliopsida; Rosales; Cannabaceae. Bases 149 to 1171 code for a protein of 340 amino acids.